This is a messenger RNA of Arvicanthis niloticus (Nile rat), 282 nucleotides long. The record is from RefSeq and is a predicted model, not a curated record. Lineage: Eukaryota; Metazoa; Chordata; Mammalia; Rodentia; Muridae.
AUGCCCAAAGAGGCCAUUGAGGGCACCUACAUAGACAAGAAAUGCCCCUUCACCAGAAAUGUCUCCAUCCGAAGUCAGAUCCUGACUGAUGUCGUGACAAAGACAAAGAUGCAGAGGACCAUUGUCAUCCACCGGGACUAUCUCCAUUACUUCCAAAAAUACAAUCGCUUUGAGAAGCAUCUCAAGAACAUGUCUGUGCACCUGUCCCCCUGUUUCAGGGAUGUACAGAUCAGCCACAUUGUCACUGUUGGAGAGUGUAGGCCUCUGAGCAAGACUGUAUGA